AACCGAGCUUAGGCUCAAAAAAUGUCAACUUGUAUAUAAGCCUGACCCAAAAUCCGAUUAAAAAUGAAUAGAAUUUAGGCGUGAGGGCCGGCCCAUGAUCAGAUUCUCAGAACACCCGGAAAGAGGCACCGACUCAGAAGCAAAUUGAAAAUUCUGGAAUUGGGAAUUCCCUCUUCCUUCUCCUACGAGGAGCAACAGGGAGAAUAAAAUAGAAGGCUUUACGGGAGGAAGAUAGAAGACUGACAAGAAGGUGGUGGUAGAGAGUAGAGAGAGGAAGCGAUGCCGAUAGAGAUGCCGAAGGGGCUGCCGUUCUCGGUGGAUACGUGGACGGCGGCCUCCCGGCGGAAGCGGUACCAUUUCCUGACCCACGCCCACCGUGACCACCUCGCCGGCAUCGCCUCCAACUCCUCCUACCCCAUCUACGCAACCCGCUUCACCAAGUCCCUCGCCCUCCGCCAUUUCCCACAGCUCGAGGAUUCGUUGUUUGUGGAAAUUGAGGUCGGGAAAUCGGUGGUUAUGGAUGACCCGGACGGCACGUUCUCCGUCACCGCAUUCGAUGCCAAUCACUGCCCCGGAGCUGUCAUGUUCUUGUUUGAAGGUGAAUUUGGUAACAUAUUGCAUACCGGGGAUUGCAGGCUCACUACUGAUUGUCUACAGUAUUUGCCUAUCAAGUAUAUAUCUAAGAAAGGAAGAGAAACUUUAUGUCAUCUGGAUUACCUAUUUCUUGACUGCACUUUUGGUAGAUGCUCUCUUAAGUUUCCAAGCAAGCAAGCAGCUAUCCAGCAGGUGAUAAACUGCAUAUGGAAGCAUCCACAUGCACCGUUUGUUUAUCUUGCAUGUGAUCUUCUUGGCCAGGAAGAGAUACUUGUCGAAAUAUCUAGAACAUUUGGAUCAAAAAUAUUUGUUGACAAGACAAACAAUUCAGAUUGUUUGCACUCUCUUUUUCAUGUUGCACCAGAAGUCCUUUCACAAGAUGCUUCUUCUCGCUUCCAGGUGAUUGGUUUUCCAGGGCUAUAUGAGCGAGCAAGUGAAAAAUUUGCAGAGGCACGAGCUGCUCUUCAGCCUGCACCUCUUUUUAUUCGUCCCUCUGCUCAGUGGUAUGCAGGAAAUGAUUGGCUGGAUAUGACUCAAAAGCAAAAGCCAAGCCUUGUAGAAGCGGAGAGGGAUGAGUUUGGAGUUUGGCAUGUGUGUUACUCCAUGCACUCAUCCUGGGAAGAAUUGGAAUGGGCCUUGCAACUUGUUCAGCCCAAGUGGGUUAUAUCUACGACCCCACCUUGCCGAGCCAUGGAACUGGACUAUGUCAAGAACCAUUGUUUUAAAACUCAUUUAACCCCUGAUGACCCGCUGUGGAAACUGUUCAAAAUCCCUCCAGGGAAGUCUACUUCUUUGCCACCUUUCACAACUAAAGAGGUCUUGAAGAAUAGUAUUGUUUCCACUUCUGCUGUCGAAGUUUCAUCUACUGCAGACUGCAAGCAGCUGGAGCUUAAAGACUUGAAAACAGAUCAUUUGGAACUGAAAUUGAACUUGUCUCCACCAUCUAGAGCACAACCUGUUACAUUGUUUGGAAGAGCACGUCUUGGAAUCCAAGAUCCUGAUAUAUUUAAUGGGAAGAAAUCUGCAUGUGCCAAGGCCAAUGAUGAAGAAGAAAUUUUAUCCAAGCAACAAAUUAUUGUUGUAGAGCAAGCAUCAUCUUUACAGAACAUUGCAGUUGCCAUGCAGCGGUCAUCCCCAUGGGAGGACACGGCUGCUGAGGAAGUAUCAUCCAUAAUUAAGGACAACAUUGCUGAACCAGGUAUUGAGAAUUCAGGAGAUGCUGAUUGUAAAGGGGAUAUGUCAUGGAUUGGAUCUUCCAGGACUAUGAGAAGUGUGGAACCCAGUAUUGAGAAAUUCGAAGAAGCUGAUGUUAAAAAGGAUAUGUCAAUCAUUGGAUCAUCAAAGAGUUUAAAUGGAUCUUCCAGGACUAUGAGCAAUGCGGAGCCCAGUAUUGAGAAAUUGGAAGAAGCUGAUGUUAAAAAGGAUAUGUCAAUCAUCGGAUCAUCGAAGAGUUUAAAUGCAAGCUUGAGGAAGCUGUACAGAUCAAUGAAUGUCCCAGUUCCUCGACCACUUCCAUCAUUGAUUGAACUAAUGCAAACAUCUAAACGAGUAAAGAUCUGCUCCGAUUCCAGUAAUAAGAGAAUGAAUUAUUGCUAGAAUUUACUGGACUUCUUGCCUUUGUGAAAAGGGAAAUAUGAUGAGGAAGAAGCGAUCCCAAGAAAGAUAUUCUUGAUCAUGUUAGUGUUCAUGAUCCUAUUCUUGUCAUUCCUUUUCUAAAAUUCAGUUCUUUCCAGCACAGAAGAUUUAUUUGUAUUUCAACCAAAAUUUGAGUGUUUUUAUAGUCCAUUGAGAAUGUUCAGAUUUUAGAAAGUUGAGAACGCUUCAGUUGAUUGACACAAAAAUAAUACAUAAAUAUUUAUUUUACCAUGAAAAAA
Molecule: messenger RNA, 2468 nt
Organism: Elaeis guineensis (African oil palm)
Lineage: Eukaryota; Viridiplantae; Streptophyta; Magnoliopsida; Arecales; Arecaceae
Biological process (GO): double-strand break repair via nonhomologous end joining; interstrand cross-link repair
Molecular function (GO): 5'-3' DNA exonuclease activity; damaged DNA binding
Source: RefSeq, a predicted model, not a curated record